UUUAUAGAAUAGAAAAAAAUCGAGGUGAACUCAACUUUUAGUGGUUCUAGUUUAAAAUAGAUGGCGUUGUUUAAAUAAUAUAGUUUUUUAAAGAAACAAAUCUUUUUUGUAACAUCAGGAUUCACAGAUAUUUUGUGAGCAAGUAUUUAACGUUUUACAGCAGCGUUUAAAUAAAUUUCUACAACUAUACCAAAUCCUAUUAUACAUUUUUGACUAAGGCGACAUUCAGAUUUAGAUGUCAAAUCAAUAAAGCGAAAGUUGACGUUGUGGUGUUUAUUUUUUGUUUGUAAUUAUUUAAUUUAAAUCAUGUUUUGGACGAAAAUAAUGACUGAUAGUGAACUGUACAAUUACGAAUACCUCUCAAGACCAGACGUGUGUAGAUUAUGUUGGAGCGAAAACGCAGAACAAAUCAUAGGAACGACUGAAAACGGUGAAAACUUGUCCGAAUAUUUUCUAGUUGAAAUAAUUAAAUGCUUUUUGCAAAUAGAAAUCGAUGAAAUGCUUCACAAUAAAGUGUGCGAAAACUGUUACAAAGAAAUCAAAAGAUUCCAUAGCUUUAAAACUUUUUGCCAAGAAACUGACGCGAAAUUAAGAAGUAUACUCCAAAAAGGUCGUAGUGAAUCAGAAAUCAAGGAAUUUUCCUCUAAUACUGUGAAAACGGAAGAUAUAAAUGACGAAUUAGAUAACAUUGAUGAAAUAGACACUUAUUUAGACGAUACAUUAGCCUAUGACGAAGCAGAGGCGGAAAAACCCUUAAAAACUUCAAAAACAAAAUCCAUAAAGUAUGUGACACCCAAACAUUCACCAACUUACUGUCGUGUUUGCCGCUUAGAACUAGAAACUAUAGAAAAACUGUCACAACAUAACUCUGAACACCAUGGCAUUGAGACAGACGGUACUAGAACAAUGUUCAGAUGUUUCGGCUGCGAAAAGAGAUUUAGAACCCGUCAAUCCAGGAUUAGUCACGAAAUUCACUUCUGCAAAGGCUUAAAAGAUGGCUACAAAUGUAAUAUAUGUGAACGGUUCCUCCCACGAAGGAGGAUGUAUGAGCAACAUAUGGGUGAUCAUCGGAAUAACAUUACACCAAAGCUUCCAGAAGAAAUUUUCAAGUGCAGCAAAUGUACAGAGAUAUUUAAGACUAAAGAAUUGUGGAAGAAUCACAUGGUGGGGCAUACACCGGGGAAUAAAUUUGUUUGUGAUAUAUGCGGUCGCAUGUUCUCCCGUCACGACUACCUGUAUAAGCACAAGCUGACCCACUCCGGCAUGAAGCAGCAUCAGUGCCCUCACUGCGAGUUCAAGGCCACGCAGCGAUCCUCACUUACAGUGCAUAUCAGGAAGCACACUGGCGAGCGUCCUUACUUCUGCGACCUGUGUCCACAGCGGUGCAUCUCUAGCUCCAACCUGCGCGCUCAUCGCCGGAGACAUCUUGGAGUCAAGCAGUACGAGUGUACAAUAUGCAACAAAAAGUUCGGCUACAAAAUAAGUUUAGAAGAGCAUGUAACAUCAGCGCACGUGCGCUCUGAAUCUCAUCCAUGCGAGCACUGUGGCGCCACCUACACCAGAAUCAGAGGCUUACGGCGCCAUCUAGCGGCGAAGCACGGGAAACAAGCAAAGAAGACCGUCGAACAGGACAUUUUAGUUCAAGUGACAAACACAGAUGGCGCUAAAAUCGAUAUUUUAAAAGAAGUCGAAUAUGAAGUUGAAUCUGUUGAAUUGAAGGACGGGAAUAAUGUUUUGUUAUUGAAACAUCAAGACGGUGAUGUGUAUAUGGUGUAAAUGUUUUUAUUUUUGUAUAAAUAAAUCAGUAUUUGUGUAUUCUG
Messenger RNA from Trichoplusia ni (cabbage looper), 1820 nucleotides. Its product is annotated as oocyte zinc finger protein XlCOF28-like. The record is from RefSeq and is a predicted model, not a curated record. NCBI's taxonomy places the organism in Eukaryota, Metazoa, Arthropoda, Insecta, Lepidoptera, Noctuidae. Gene Ontology annotation, cellular component: nucleus. Bases 307 to 1776 code for a protein of 489 amino acids. The transcript has 4 exons. Gene Ontology annotation, molecular function: zinc ion binding.